UUUUUUUAUACCUGCCGUUCUUGAUCUUUUUAUCCUUCCAUUUCCGUCAUUUGUUUUUCCUGUCAACAGCGUCCCGCUUGUCUGCCUCUCAGCGGGAAGAAAUUUCAACUCCUUUAUUUCCUUCCACCCUUUAUUUCCCUGAUUCACGUGAUAAUAAUCAAUCUAUACAUCUUUCGCACGCGUACUAUGACCAUGUCUCCCACACUUACUAUGUCCUCAUCCUAUUCAUUAUCACACCCUUCACAACUUACCAAGACCCAUGCAACUCACACAGUCUUUCAUAGCAGGACAAACAGCGAAUCUUUCUUGUUCACACCUCCUCUCUCUCCUACUGAACAACAGCUCUUGGAGUUUCUAAUCCCUGACAUCGAACCAUCAGAGUUGGCCGCCUAUCUUUCGGCACCCACCACACCCGUCCUUUCUGACGUGUCAUGUUUGAUUGGACAGAGCCCUGUACUUGCCGAGGAGCAUCCUAUGUCCAGUGCUUAUGUCAACAACCUUGAGACUGUUUAUCCUAGUCCUGUUUGUGCAGCUGCCGCAGCCACGGUUGUUGCUCUAGAUCGCUUAGAUGGUGGAGAUGUGUAUCCCAUGCUCUCCACCUCGCCUACAAGCCUUCAGAUGGACUCGAUGCUUCAUGCCAAGAAGAAGCGAUGUUCUACCUAUGCCUUCCUUGGUUCGGAGGAUGAAGAAAAUUGUGAUGGAUCUUCGGAUUUUUCAAGUUCUCCCGUUUAUGUGAUGUCUAGCCGUAAUUCCCGUAAACGUCUGAUGCUCGAGCAAGCUUUCGUCAGUCCAGAUGAUGAAGAGAGCUGCUACGCCCAAAUUUUCCAAGGGACUUCCUCAAAUGACUCGACAUCUGAUCUCUCAACUACUCUUGCAUUUGAUCUCGUCUUGGUUUAAAGGACCCCUAUUUUCAUUUUUAUUUUUAUUUUUUCUUUUGUUACUUUUUUAUUAUUGUACAAUUCGCGCGUUUUUUUAGCAUCAUCUGGCAUUUUUUUUUUUUUCUU
Molecule: messenger RNA, 1004 nt
Organism: Lobosporangium transversale
Lineage: Eukaryota; Fungi; Mortierellomycota; Mortierellomycetes; Mortierellales; Mortierellaceae
Exons: 1
Coding region: 187-897 (236 amino acids)
Source: RefSeq, a predicted model, not a curated record